AUGGCGAAAUCCGCCAAGAUCUUCUCAAACGAAGAGAACGGCGUGAACAUGGCUGAUACACCGAGACUCUCGACUACGGAGGACGAAAAUGCCGGCCUGCUCCAUUCUCGUGAACCUUGUGACGACGGACGGUCCACCAGGGCCACUAGUCGGUUGCCGCGCUCUCAGUUGAUCAUUCUUACCCUAUCACUUUCGAAUGCCAUCUCCAUUGCGGCGGUCUUAAUUCUCGUCGUAUUUCACGGCCCGGCAUUCUAUCUCUCCGAGGCUCCUGCAACGGUUAUUUACCCGGCGCAACCAGAGUGGUUCCCACCCCAGAUCCCUGUGAAAAAGGUCUUGCAUGGGAACAAACUAUACGGCCAGCCUCCUAACCCUGAAAGUAUCGAGGCAUGGAACAGAUUGCUGCCAAUUGGGCGGGGUUGGGUUACGGUCAAGAACGAGACUGCUCUACCUGACUUGCCGGGGCUGAAUCAAUCACUUCCGGAACACCGCGCGUAUCCCUCGGUCUUUCAUCAACUUCAUUGUCUUUAUAGCACUAUGGACGCAUACUAUGAGCUUAUCGACCGCCUGAACAAGAACGAGGGGGCAAAGAGAGAAUUGCCUACAGAUCCUGGUUGGAAUUCUGAGCAUCUCAAUCAUUGCUGGGAUUAUCUACGACAGACUAUUAUGUGUAAUGCAGAUGUGACGCUCGAGUGGCGCAAGUACAACGAACAGGUCGGGACGGGGUGGGGUUAUCAACAUCAAUGCAAGGACUGGGAUGCGAUUAUUGCCUGGGCAGAGAAGUACAGGUACUCGAACAACUGGGGUAUUCUCAGAGGUGGAGGUGAAAGGAUCCCACUCCAAUGA
Messenger RNA from Colletotrichum costaricense, 843 nucleotides. RefSeq lists its product as uncharacterized. The record is from RefSeq and is a predicted model, not a curated record. The transcript has 4 exons. Gene Ontology annotation, biological process: mycotoxin biosynthetic process. NCBI's taxonomy places the organism in Eukaryota, Fungi, Ascomycota, Sordariomycetes, Glomerellales, Glomerellaceae. Bases 1 to 843 code for a protein of 280 amino acids.